This is a messenger RNA of Linnemannia hyalina, 807 nucleotides long. The record is from the annotation of a GenBank genome assembly. NCBI's taxonomy places the organism in Eukaryota, Fungi, Mortierellomycota, Mortierellomycetes, Mortierellales, Mortierellaceae.
AUGUCCACAAUCCUGACGAACGCUAGCUCCGGUUCCAACGUUAACAUCGGCCUCGUCCUCCAAGGCGGUCCAGACGGUACCAAAGAGGGCACCGAAAACGCGCUCGCCCUCCAAGGUCUCAAAGACGCCUGCCUCCCCUCCCUCCCCACAUCCUCAGGUUACCAAUACAAAUCCUGUACCUCGCACACCUACACCCCACAAUCCGAGACCCUGGGCGCCUACUCGGGCUUGAUCCCGUCCAAGACUGGGGAGAAUGAUUUCAUGAUGGCGCUUGGGUAUUUCCCGUCCAAGGCGAUCCAGACAGCUGCGAAUGCGAAUGGGAACAAGUUGUUUGGGAUUGUGGAUUUUGAGUUUACACCGCCUGUGGGGAAUAUUGUGAGUGUGAUGUUUUCGGAGGAUCAGAUUGGGUACCUCGCGGGGUUGGUUGCGGGGGAGGUUGCCAAGUCGCGAGGUGGGAAAGUUGCUGUGAUUGGAGGAGUGGACCAGCCAAGUGUGCGCCGCCAAGUAAACGGGUUCGGUAGCGGCGUCAAGAUCGCCUGCUCAACCUGCAUCGCCUACGGCCUCUACUCGGGCACCUUCGAAUCCGAUCCCAAACUCAUCAAAACCGUCGCUGACCUCCUCACCGACAAAAAGGUCUCCGUUGUCUUCAACGCCGCCUCGAUUUUCGGAACCCUGACCCUCAAGAACCUAACCACCCAACAAGGGAUCUACGCGAUCGGAUCCGGAUCCGACGAAUGGGUGACAAAUUGGGCGUAUGGGUCCGUACCCGGCAUCGACAAGUGUCCAGCUGCUGCCACUGAACGAUAA